CGCCGACUUCUUCCUCCUUUGAAAACCGAUAGAAGACUUGAAAUUUCUUCUUUCCUUCUUGUUCAAGAACUGAUUUUGGGGCUUAGAAUUCUCUCUCUCGACCCAGAAAUCCCGGAUCUGCUCUGCUUCUUCCCCCUUUGUCCGUCGGGUUCUGCUGGGUUUGAAUCCUUCGGCUUUUUCUGGCUGUGAGCUUCUUCUUCGAACCCGUCAGCUUCCAUGUUCGCCGGAACCGGCUUUUGCUUGCCGGAAAAUUCUGGUGUUGAUCGUUCUGUCACCGUAGCACUUGGGUUAGCCUUCUGUUUUGUGCGAGUGAGGGUUAAACAUUGGUACUUCCUGACGCCUGCCAGUGGGAGUGUGUUAAACACUGGUACUAUUCCUGACGCCUGCCAGUGGGAGUGUGUUAAACACUGGUACUUCUGUAACCUUGCCAAUGGGGUUAAACAUUGGUACUUCCUGACGCCUGCCAGUGGGAGUGUGUUAAACACUGGUACUAUUCCUGACGCCUGCCAGUGGGAGUUUGUUAAACACUGGUACUUCUGUAACCUUGCCAAUGGGGUUAAACAUUGGUACUUCCUGAUGCCUGCUAGUGAGAGUGUGUUAAACACUGGUACUAUUACUGACGCUUGCCAGUGGGAGUGUGUUAAACAUUGUUCUGUUAUGUUAAACUAUUUAUCUGGCAUGCUUGAAGUUUUACCCAAGGACUAUCCAUAUUUACUUACUGAGUUAUCUCAUAGUUUUCCUUGUCCACCAUUUCAGGAAGCGAAACCGAGGACGGGAAAAACCAAGGGGAGUGAUGAGUUAGAAGGCUAGUCAAUUGUAAUCGAUAUAGAUUUGAGAUAAUGAUCAUGAUAUUGCAAGCUAGAUUGUAAUUGGAGAUCGUGUAAAUUCAUUUAGUGGAUUGUUAGUUUAUAAGAGAUUUGAUCUGGAGAUUUUGAGGUUCUCAUGUUGGACAUAGAAUUAUUUUGAGAUAAUUGAUUUGAGUUAUUGGAUGGUCAGAUGUGAAUUGAAUAAAUUCUGAGCCUUGUG
This is a messenger RNA of Rubroshorea leprosula, 1026 nucleotides long. NCBI's taxonomy places the organism in Eukaryota, Viridiplantae, Streptophyta, Magnoliopsida, Malvales, Dipterocarpaceae. The record is from the annotation of a GenBank genome assembly.